AUGAUUUCAGGUUAUUUAGGAAAUACAUUAAUUGGAUAAUGUUAAUAUUAAGACAUACUAAACUAAGAAUUUUAUUUAAAAUAAUAAGGUUAGUAAUCUUUAGAAAGAUCUAAAUUAUAAUUUGGAGUCCCAGAUCCAAUUUAAUUUAUAACUGUUAAAUGUAAUCCUCCGUAAUUUAAAGGAAAUGAAAUGUAAACUAAUGUAUUUAAAGAAUUUGAUGUUGAUUUUGGAAAGGCUAUUGAUAAAGUUUAAAUUCCUUAAGCAAACGAAAUAGAUGAUAUAUGUUAAAAAUCAAAAAAAUUAAGAGAUUAAUAUAAUCCUAAUUAAGAUGAAAUUGAUAAGAAAAUUGUUAUGAAAAUGGCUUAAAGUAUAUAUUAGUGA
Messenger RNA from Ichthyophthirius multifiliis, 381 nucleotides. RefSeq names its product protein kinase domain protein. The record is from RefSeq and is a predicted model, not a curated record. Lineage: Eukaryota; Ciliophora; Oligohymenophorea; Hymenostomatida. The transcript has a single exon.